CCACAGCGUCUACCAGCCACUCGAUCUUUCGCCGCGUCCCCCAUCAUGGUCAAAGGAGAUCCCUUCAAGCCUGCUCAGCGCGUGUCUGGGCAGCGGCAAGAUGUUUGGAGCAUUGUCAAUGAAGCGGCGGCAGCUUCGCCAAAACAGCCUAUCGUGAACAUGGGUCAGGGCUUCUUUGGCUACAAUCCUCCUCAGUUCUGCAUAGAUGCCGCCAAGGAAGCAUUGGACAAGGUAGAAUGCAAUCAGUACUCGCCAACGAAGGGUCGACCUCGACUGAAGAAGGCCAUCGCUGCCGCAUAUUCGCCCUUUUUCGGCCGAGAGAUCAAUCCUGAGACUGAGGUCACGAUCACGACUGGCGCCAAUGAAGGUAUGCUUUCAGCUUUCAUGGGCUUUCUCGAGCCUGGCGACGAGGCCAUCGUGUUCGAACCUUUCUUCGAUCAGUACAUCUCCAACAUCGAAAUGCCUGGAGGCAAGGUGGUUUACGUGCCACUGCACCCACCGAAAGAGGGCGCUUCACGGACCACCAGUGCAGGCGAGUGGACACUAGACUUGAAAGCCUUUGAAGCUGCAAUCACAGAUCGCACGAGAAUGGUGGUCAUCAACACGCCUCACAACCCUAUCGGUAAGGUGUUCAGUAAAGACGAGCUGCAAGCUAUCGGUGAUAUCUGUGUCAAGCACAACAUCAUCAUCCUAUCCGAUGAGGUCUAUGACCGCCUCUACUACGUACCAUUCACUCGUGUGGCCACGCUUUCGCCCGAGAUCGCGAAGCUUACACUCACAGUGGGCUCGGCGGGCAAGAAUUUCUACGCAACUGGUUGGAGAGUUGGCUACUUGAUCGGCCCUGAGCAUCUGAUCAAAUAUGUCUCUGCUGCUCACACCCGAAUUUGCUACAGUAGCGUCAGUCCGUUGCAAGAAGCCACAGCAGUCGCCUUUGAGGAGGCUGACAAGCGCGGCUUCUGGGAUGAGGCUAAGAAAGAGAUGAAGUCAAAGAUGGAUCGUUUCAACCAGAUUUGGGACGAGCUCGGCCUUCCAUACUCAGAUCCUGAAGGGGGCUACUUCGUGCUGGUAAACCUGGCGAAGGUGAAGCUACCAGAAGACUAUGACUUCCCAUCACACGUUGCGAACCGGCCUAGAGACUUCAAGCUCUCAUGGUUUUGCAUUGUGGAGCUCGGAAUUGCUGCUAUUCCUCCUACUGAGUUUUUUACCGAUGCCAAUGCACACAUCGUCGAGGAUUGGCUGCGAUUUGCUGUCUGCAAGAACGAUGACGUGCUCGAGCAAGCUAAGGAGAGACUCCGUGGCCUGAAGAAAUACAUCCAGUAAAGACAGCAGAUCGAUGGCUGCACAUAAAUUGUUGCUCUGGAGCGAGCACUGCAUUCCGUCCAUCGCAGGAUGAAGCUGCUUUCGGGGUCGGGCCAUUAGAUCUGUAGUCGUCUGUGCCUCAGCUGGCUCUGCGGAAUACCAAGGUAACAACACUUUGGCCAGUCUGACCGCCGAAGGUGAAGCUGCGAUACUUGGCCUCGUCAUAUAGCAUCAGCUUUCCGUCGUUGUUCACCAACCAGCCAAUCAAUUCGUCUCGUGUCCAGUUGCAAGACGUGAUGAAGAGGAAAUGAUCUGCUUUGAUGAGAUCAAUGACUUUCUGCCGGUAAACCUCGCAGGGAUGAGGCGCAUUUUCAGGCUUAGGCAUGAGUGAAAUAGCAUCAAAAGUGCCUUUGUCAAG
Pseudocercospora fijiensis CIRAD86 is the source of this 1717-nucleotide messenger RNA. RefSeq lists its product as uncharacterized. The transcript is spliced from 2 exons. Gene Ontology annotation, cellular component: mitochondrion; cytoplasm. The record is from RefSeq and is a predicted model, not a curated record. NCBI's taxonomy places the organism in Eukaryota, Fungi, Ascomycota, Dothideomycetes, Mycosphaerellales, Mycosphaerellaceae. Gene Ontology annotation, molecular function: pyridoxal phosphate binding; L-kynurenine:2-oxoglutarate transaminase activity. The coding region runs from base 46 to 1320 and encodes 424 amino acids. Gene Ontology annotation, biological process: biosynthetic process.